GUACAUAUAUGCACCUGUCUAUAAACCAUCAAUAUAGCACAACUUCAGUACGAAAAUAUCAGAAUUAUUUACAUCAAGUACAUGUACCAUAUUACAUGCCGCGUUUGCACUGGUGUAGCAUCUGGAAUUUACACUUGGACUAUAUAUUUCAAAUGCGAGGAUGUUCAACACUCAAACUCAGCAACUGUUUGAGAAAGAUGAAGUUGGCUAUGUAUCUAGUUCUGGUGUUGCUCCUCCAUUGCCUUUUCGACAAAGGAGAGGGCAAAGCUAAAGGGAAAAAGAAACAUUGUUGUGGAUUUUGGUCGGGAUGGGAUUGUCGCUGCCGCUCAGACAGGGACUUGUCGGAACUUGCAAAUGCUCCUAUGGAAAAGGGAAAACGAAUGGGGGAAAUGUUAAGCCCAACAGAGAUGGAUGAAGAAGAUGUGCACUAACAUGCAUGGUUUCUGUCGUCUAUUCCUCUUUUAUUGUUAGACACAAAAUUACUCUUUAAAGAACCUGGAAUUUAUUCUUUCGAUGUUCUUUAUUAAAUUGUUUUUCCGAUA
This is a messenger RNA of Ostrea edulis (European flat oyster), 542 nucleotides long. RefSeq lists its product as uncharacterized. Bases 9 to 431 code for a protein of 140 amino acids. The record is from RefSeq and is a predicted model, not a curated record. The transcript has 4 exons. Lineage: Eukaryota; Metazoa; Mollusca; Bivalvia; Ostreida; Ostreidae.